Messenger RNA from Centrocercus urophasianus (Greater sage-grouse), 883 nucleotides. It is a transcript of the gene HEXB, whose product is annotated as hexosaminidase subunit beta. Gene Ontology annotation, molecular function: beta-N-acetylhexosaminidase activity. NCBI's taxonomy places the organism in Eukaryota, Metazoa, Chordata, Aves, Galliformes, Phasianidae. Gene Ontology annotation, biological process: glycosaminoglycan metabolic process; ganglioside catabolic process; carbohydrate metabolic process. Gene Ontology annotation, cellular component: membrane. The transcript has 6 exons. The coding region runs from base 16 to 849 and encodes 277 amino acids. The record is from RefSeq and is a predicted model, not a curated record.
GCCGGUAGCAGUGCAAUGGGCAGAGCCAUGGGAGUAGCCGGGCUGCUCGCGGGGUUGCUCCUCGUGCCCGCCGUGCUGCUAGGCGCCAGCUUCGGCCGCGGAGAGCCGCCUCCCGAUGUGCAGCCGGCGCCGUCCGAACGGGGGACGGAAUCGGAUGCCGUCCCCGAGGACUCGCUGUGGCCGCUGCCGCAGUCGCUCCGUACGUCCCGUCUCCGGCUGCAGCUGGCCCCCGAGCGCUUCCAGGUAGUACACGGCGCCGGCUCCUCGGCGGGGCCGGCAUGCGGCCUCCUGCAGGAUGCCUUCCGCAGGUAUUACGAAUACAUGUUCGGGCGCUCCAGCUGGAGGAAGCCGCACCGAGCGUCGCCGUCUGCGCAAGGGGAGCUGUCGCAGCUGCAGGUGGUGAUCGCUUCCCCGGAGUCCGGCUGUGACAGCUUCCCACACCUCGCGUCCAACGAGGCCUAUCAUUUAACUGUAAGUGAGCCUGUAGCUAUACUGAAAGCAGACGAGGUAUGGGGAGCUUUAAGAGGUUUGGAAACCUUCAGUCAGUUGGUUCACGAGGAUGAGUAUGGAAGUUUUCUUAUCAAUGAAUCUGAAAUCUAUGACUUCCCAAGGUUUGCGCACAGAGGAAUCUUACUUGACACUUCAAGGCACUAUUUGCCAUUGAAAUCUAUUCUCACAAACCUGGAUGCUAUGGCUUUUAACAAGUUCAAUGUUCUCCACUGGCAUAUAGUAGAUGAUCAGUCAUUUCCUUACCAGAGUAUUUCUUUUCCUGAGCUUAGUAACAAGGUGAGUAGACAUCUUUGGAAUACAGUGGGAGGGCAGAAAUCUGGCAUAUUUCAUGGAAACUAAAUGCAGACUCAAGAACCUAUAAAUGGUUAAUUAC